AUGAUGGCUCCAGCAGAUUCCGUGUCUGGUCUCUUGAUCCUCCGCUGUGUUGUGGCAGAUGGAAAUUCCACCAGAAGUCCUGAUAGCACUGUCCUUCUCUGUGGAGAUCCUGGCGAAAACUGCACAGCUACUACCACCACACAAUCAAAGUGGAGAGACCACUUCUCUCGGUGCCCCAAGCAAUACAAGCAUUAUUGCCUCAAAGGGAGAUGUCGGUUCCUGGUGGCAGAGCAGACGCCCUCUUGUGUCUGUGAAGAAGGCUAUGCUGGGGCGAGAUGUGAGAGAAUUGACUUGUUUUACCUGAGAGAAGAUAGAGGGCAAGUUGUGGUGAUUUGCUUGAUAGCAGUAAUGGUGUUUUUUAUCAUUCUGGUGGUUGGUGUCUGCGCAUGCUGUCAUCCUCUUCAGAAACGUCGUAAAAGAAGAAAGAAAGAAGAAGAAAUGGAAGCUCUGGGUAAAGAUACAACUCCAAUAAAUGAAAAUAUUCAAGAGACUAGUAUUGCUUAAUGAUUAUGAAAAUAUCUCCAGGCUGUUGGGAAGCUGAAAACUGCCUUAUACUUUUGGAAAUGGACAGAAGGUGUCUCAGGAAAACAGCUAAAGUGAACUGUAAAAAAUGUGUUUACUUUUUG
This is a messenger RNA of Sorex fumeus (smoky shrew), 626 nucleotides long. RefSeq names its product betacellulin (gene BTC). The coding region runs from base 1 to 504 and encodes 167 amino acids. Lineage: Eukaryota; Metazoa; Chordata; Mammalia; Eulipotyphla; Soricidae. The record is from RefSeq and is a predicted model, not a curated record. The transcript has 6 exons. Gene Ontology annotation, biological process: positive regulation of mitotic nuclear division; positive regulation of cell population proliferation; epidermal growth factor receptor signaling pathway.